Exophiala spinifera is the source of this 789-nucleotide messenger RNA. RefSeq lists its product as uncharacterized. Bases 1 to 789 code for a protein of 262 amino acids. The transcript is spliced from 2 exons. NCBI's taxonomy places the organism in Eukaryota, Fungi, Ascomycota, Eurotiomycetes, Chaetothyriales, Herpotrichiellaceae. The record is from RefSeq and is a predicted model, not a curated record.
AUGUGUGUCGUGCUGCUCAACUUCACGUCGGCAUGCAUAAGCCUUUACCGGGGACGCGACGAACUGGUAGGAUGGGAAAGUCGACGGACGAGCUGGCUCGUCAGUGUAGUUUCUGGAGGUCUGGCAAUUUGGGUGGUAUUCGCAGCUGCGAAUCCUGAUAGGCAUCUCCAUCUGACUGUGACGGCGGCAAAAGCGCUGUCGGUCUUCUGCAUCAAAGUAUCUGGCUGGAUUACAGACCAUCUCCAGCGCCGAAAGUACUCUGAUCUCUGGAAUAUAGGUUGUGUGAGAUUGCUGUAUUGGUGGAAAGUAGCUACCCUCGCAGUUGCCUUGCCCACGGCGACGAUGAUGGAGGUGGCUGUCUUCGGCUGCCACAGGGCGACAGCAAAGAACAUUCAGACUCCAGGAACGAAAUGCUACAGGAUCACAGCAGCAGGGGCACCUGCUGAGUGGAUCUAUGCACUGACUACGGUCUCUUGGAGUCUGUCGCUGGCCUUCGAUAUCUAUAUCACGCCGAUUAUUGGGCAGGCAAAAUCAAAACAAGACCUAGAAGAAGCAAAUCUUCUAGCACCAGACGGAUACAGUCCAUAUUCAGUGCUGUCUCCACACGACACCGAUUUUGAAAAGGCAGACACAGAGGCGUCAGCAAACACUGACAGCUCAAGAUUCCAAACGAAGGAACAUGAUAUCUUCAAGCCGACCGCAUGGGAAGCGCAGAGCGAUGACUCCCAUGAAGAUGGUGAAGCGGAGCAAGACCUCGGUCUGAUCGGAAAGCCACGAGACGUGGUAUGA